Molecule: messenger RNA, 414 nt
Organism: Anisakis simplex (herring worm)
Lineage: Eukaryota; Metazoa; Nematoda; Chromadorea; Rhabditida; Anisakidae
Source: the annotation of a GenBank genome assembly
GUCCGAUUAAUUGAUCAUAUGGGACCAUAUAGUUGUGGUGAUUUAUAUAGAGGUAAAUUGACGAAAGGCAUUCUGAACAAAGAUGUGACAGUUGCAGUGGAAACGUUCAGGCCUGAAACUAGAAUGGAUCCAGAUUCGAAAAUCAAAUUCUUGCGUGAGUCUAAUCAAAUGCUUGCGUUGAAGCAUAAAAACGUGAUUCGCUUAUAUGGUGUUUGCACGCAGAAGUUGCCAAUAUUAAUCGUUAGAGAAUUUGCUCCAGGGGGAAGUUUAUUGGAUCGUAUUCGUAAUUUGGAGGUUGCACUCUCACUCGAAGACAAACAACGAUAUUGCAGGCAUAUAGCUUAUGGAAUGGAGUAUCUUUCUAAUGAACGAGUGCAUUUUCCUGAUCUUUCGCACAUUUCCAGACCACUUUGA